This is a messenger RNA of Mytilinidion resinicola, 923 nucleotides long. RefSeq lists its product as uncharacterized. Lineage: Eukaryota; Fungi; Ascomycota; Dothideomycetes; Mytilinidiales; Mytilinidiaceae. The coding region runs from base 95 to 745 and encodes 216 amino acids. The record is from RefSeq and is a predicted model, not a curated record. The transcript has a single exon.
AAUCAUUACUAUACAAAUGUGCUCGCUCUGGCUUGCAAAGCGAAGUUCCAUCAGCUUCCCAGGCCUCUCAUACGGUGCGUGACAGAGAUCCAAAAUGGAAGACGACCCAUUUGGCGACGUCCUCGACCUCGAGGAAACCUACUACCAGGAGGGCUACGCACUCGGUGUAGAAGACGGUUCGCGAGCGGGACGCAUAGAAGGCCGGCUCUUCGGUCUUGAGAAAGGAUUCGAAAAGUUUGCUGCCAUGGGUUUACUGCAUGGGAAGGCAUCUGUCUGGAGCUCUCGAAUUCCAGCAACGAAAAAGCAGCCUGAAAAAGGCCUCGUGGCACCCAAGGAGUUGGCGGAACCCUUAAGUCAUUCAGCGGCAGAAGGCCAAUCAUCAUCUGAGCAAGCUAAUGCUGUUCAAAAUGGACUACCGCCUCUCCCAGAGAAUCCCCGCCUAGCUAAACACAUCACUACUCUACAUGUCCUCACGGAACUUCCCACAUUUUCGACAGCCAACACCGAAGACGCUGUCGCGGAUUUUGAUGACCGGUUCAGACGUGCUGGAGCAAAGGUGAAAGUGAUCGACCGAAUCAUAGGCGAGGGUGACGCCGACACUACGGUUGAAGCCGAAGUGAUCGGUUUCCAGGCUGUGUCGGGUUCGAGUACCGAAAGGAAAGAGAGAGGACAUGGUGUGAAGCUCUCCCAAGCGGAGAGACCUACAGACAACAUGGAAGAUUUCGGGGGACGAAAGGGGAUGUAGCAAAGAUCCACGAUUAUAUCACAAAGGCGAAGGAAGCAAGAGAUAGGAAUAGUCGAUGAAGUCCCCAGUUUCUAUCCAGUUUCUAUACAGAUCCAAAAGAGCGGCUAUAGGCCCAAAGCACCGGUGUUCUGACCAAAGGAAGAGUAAUCAUAAGAAGUGGAUAUCAAAAUCCUUGACU